This is a messenger RNA of Rhizophagus irregularis DAOM 181602=DAOM 197198, 1837 nucleotides long. RefSeq lists its product as uncharacterized. The record is from RefSeq and is a predicted model, not a curated record. Gene Ontology annotation, cellular component: precatalytic spliceosome; U4/U6 x U5 tri-snRNP complex; U4 snRNP. Gene Ontology annotation, biological process: spliceosomal tri-snRNP complex assembly; mRNA splicing, via spliceosome. Lineage: Eukaryota; Fungi; Glomeromycota; Glomeromycetes; Glomerales; Glomeraceae.
GGAUUUUUCUUUUCAGGGUAAAGCUAGAACUCGAACAAUAAAACAAUGUCUUUAGCAGACGAAUUACUCGCAGAUCCCGACUUUAUAUCUACCCGAGAUGAGGAAGCUGCUGACGACGAUCAAAGUGACAAUAAUGACUCUGAAGACGUUCUUAUGCGAGAUCUAGAAGAUUUAGAAGAGGAAGAGCACAUGGAAGAGAACGAUGAACCAGAGGAAAACAAAAAUGUGAACAGUGAAGUCGAAAUGAAAUCUGUUAAAGAUGUGAAGAAAGUAGCCAAAUUACUCAGUUCUAGACAAAUGAGAGACAUCUUAACGAAAAUUGAACAACUUAAAGAUACAAAUCGUUCUCAGACACAAAUAAUGGGACCUGUCGAAGAAGAUCCAGAAUAUAAACUUAUAGUUCAAGCUAAUAAUUUGACUGUAGACAUUGAUAACGAGAUUCUAGUAGUUCAUAAAUUUAUAAGAGACCAUUACGCUAAAAAAUUUCCUGAAUUAGAAUCAUUGGUCCUUAAUCCGUUAGAUUACACCAGAGCCGUCAAGGCUAUAGGAAACGAAAUGGAUUUAACUAAAGUAGAUUUAAGAUCUAUUCUACCCUCCGCCACCGUUAUGGUAGUUACUGUUACAGGAUCUACUACUAACGGUCAAAAGUUAACUGAUGAAGAAAGUAUGAUUGUUAGUGACGCUUGCGAUAUGGCAUUGGAAUUGGAUGCUGCUAAAAGAAAGAUUUUAGAAUAUGUAGAGUCUAGAAUGACGCUCAUUGCGCCUAACCUUUCAGCAAUUGUAGGAAGUACAACUGCAGCUAAAAUGCUGGGACAGGCUGGUGGAUUAUUGGCCCUUUGCAAAAUGCCAUCUUGCAACGUUAUGCUGCUUGGUGUACAAAAGAAGACUAGUACCGGAUUUUCUAGUGCAUCAACGCCUAGACAUACCGGAUAUUUGUUUCAAUCAGAAUUGAUCCAGAGGACUCCGCAAGAUCUCAGAAUUAAAGCACAAAAGAUUGUUGCAGCGAAGUGCACUUUGGCUGCCAGAAUGGAUCGAGUGCAUGAAUCACCUGAUGGUUCAUUUGGAAGAAACCUACGUGAACAAAUUGAUAAAAAACUUGAAAAGUUACAAGAACCGCCUCCUACUAAGACUGUCAAGCCCUUACCUGUACCUGAUGAAGGUCCAAAAAAAAGAAGAGCGGGAAAGAAAGUAAGACGAAUGAAAGAAGCUUAUGCAGUUACAGAAUUGCGUAAAGCCCAAAAUAGAAUGGCCUUUGGUGUUGCAGAGGAUGAAACUGGGUCAUUUGACAAAACAAAAGGUUUAGGUUUAAUUGGGCAAAAUUCGGGUAAAAUUCGGGCUUCAGUAGCCGAUCCUAGAGUCAAAGCUAAAGCGCCUAAAAGACACCAAUUUCUGGGUUCUUCUGGAGCUACUUCAGGUUUAUCAUCAUCUCUUGCAUUCACUCCUGUACAGGGAAUUGAACUUAUCAACCCAGAGGAGAGACAAAAGAAAGUAAAAGAAGCUAAUGAUAGAUACUUUGGAGGUGGCGCAUUUUUAAAGGUUGGAAAACCAAAGCAGCAACAACAAUAAAUCGCAGCCUUUAUUAUUAAAGUUAACUUACCUAGUGAAAAGAGUUAAAUUAUUAUAAUUUCUUAUGUUUAAAAUUGAUGUGUAAAUGGUCGUCGUUAAAAUCUCAUUUAUAAGUCGGUUUAUUUUCAAUUACUAAUUAAAAAUUGCUUCAAUCAUGAUUUUUUCUCAUAUCGACAAUAUAGUAACUUUCCUAGUUUAACUUCUAGAUGAAAAGUUUAUGUGUAACUUUUUAUAACUUUAGUGAAUAAAGCAAUUUAUAAGGUCAAUAAUC